Corticium candelabrum is the source of this 1003-nucleotide messenger RNA. RefSeq lists its product as uncharacterized. Bases 102 to 839 code for a protein of 245 amino acids. The record is from RefSeq and is a predicted model, not a curated record. Lineage: Eukaryota; Metazoa; Porifera; Homoscleromorpha; Homosclerophorida; Plakinidae. The transcript has a single exon.
UGACCCCCGCAACAUUCGCAGUAAACAACUCUCCAACCUCAACUCCCGACCGUUUCCAUCGCAAUUUCCGACAUCCCACCAACUCAUCACCCAACAACCCGAUGAACGAGCGAACUCGCGUCUCCUCGUGGAGCGCCAAACAUCAAAUCUCAGUACAAAAGUGUUUCCAACGAGAAAUGGAGAAGCUACUGCAAAUCAGGAGGCUCCACGAGGCGUACGAGAAGGAGGAACACAACAGAGUGAGCAAGACCGUGCAGAGAAUGCACGCGUCGAUGCGAACGCACGAGCGGAGCACUAAAGGCGGAACAAUCGGACGGAAAUUAUUGGCAAAUUCUCACGCGAUAGGACAAGUCGAAGGGCAUCAGAUGCAGACGAGAUUAGCAGGGAGGAGACGAAAUCAAGUAGGUACGGGCGGUGUGCAGUGGCAGGGCACGUGUACGUUGCAGUUGUUUGCCAAGCCGUUGACGAGUUUGCAAUUGCAGCAACGGGCGGAUGUUUUGGAUACGAGUAAGAGCGAUUUCAGCCGGUUUCAGCGAUUGCCGGACGUGCAGAGUAGAGAUAGUGGGGCUACGUCUGUCAAAGUGGUUGAACCGGAAGUUAGUAUUCACGUGCCACCGAAUUCCAGGUGCGAGGUCGAGUCGGGAUUACCCGGAUAUGAUGGACAGUGUCUUGCAGUGCCUAGGAUUACUGUAAGGGCCGCGACUCCGUCGACGUGCAGCGAGAGUGGGGGUAGUGAUAUGUCGCUGGCUCAAUCGGCGAGCAAAUAUCAUGAGGGGAAACGAGAACUGACUCGUCUGAUACAAGAUAUUGAAGAUCUAGCAAAGGAAACAGAGGGGUAGAGGGAAGGGGUUCGUAGGAGUGUACAGCAAGGAACAAAUUUUGUAGUAAACUUGAUUAGUAAAUUUUAAUUGGUUAACGCGCGUUAACAAAUUGUGUAAUUAGUUACAGCUUAACGCGCGUUAAAGAGUUUGGUAUUGUUAAUUACAUCAUCGUUUUCUAUCUC